AAUUUGUUUUCUUGCGGUUUAAAAAUAUAACAAACAUAGGGGUGGACUUCCGGGUGUGUCUGUCAAAAUUUCCCGCGAUUCGUCAUACAAUUUGGCAGAGAAUAAGAUAACAAGAAGUUUAUUUGGGGACCAAUUGCCCAUUGACCAGUUUUAGAGACCAGUCCGUUGUGUGUGAAAAAAUGUCGGAUUUCGAUGACCUUAUGAAUCUAGGGGAGUCUACACCCCAGACGGGUGGUGGCGGUGGCGACCCGUUUGACCCCUAUAGUGGUGGGACAUCAGUGGGUGGCAAUCUGCUGGAUUUUGAUGGACUGGGAUCAUUGGAUGGUAGUAGUGGUGCCAAAAGUUUUGCUGCCAACACAAAUCCCUUGUACGAGUUCACAAAUUCAUCAAGCAAGAUGUCAGCCAACACAGAUGAUCAGUUGCUGGACUUCAUGGGCGAGGCCCCUGCCCCUCAGAAAGAUGUGAAGCAAGAACCGUCAAAUCCCCUUUAUGACUUUAUGAACAAUGAGACAAACAUUGAACAGACAAAUGGUUAUGAUGGAGACUUGUUGAAUGGAGGAAAUGAAUAUGAAAGUGGAAAUGUUCAUGAAGAAGUGAACGACAAUAACAAUUUGGAUUUUCUGGACACAAGAAAUUCUGAAAUGAUGGAGACCAGAAAUACGGAAAUGUUCGAAACAAGAAACACAGAAUUUAUGGAUACAAGAAAUACAGAAAUCGAAGAAGCUGAAGAAGAGGCUCAGGAUGAAGAAGAUGCAGAAAUAGUUGCAGAUGAGUCAGGACCGUUCACAAGUGAUGAUUCUGGUGUUACUGUGGAUCUUAAAGAAGUUGAAGAGCAGCAAAGGGCAACUACUCCUGAACCAGAGGAUGAUGAGGAUCAUGUGGGUAGUAAAGUGGAAGAAGUGGUAGUUGAAAAGAAAGAGGAGUUUGAAGUAGCUGCAAUCGGACCAGUAGAUUUUGAGCAAGGACCAGAAACUGAAAGGACCAAAAUUGAAGAAAAUUCUACCAAAACCUCUGCAAAUGUGGAAGAGGAAGUAGAAUGUGCUUUUGAACCUGAAGUGGCCAAACCAGAUGAAAACCAAGAUGAAAAUGUGGAAGAUGUGGUAGAAUGUGGUUACAUGCAUGAACCUGGAGUGGCCAUUCCAGAUGAAAACCAAGAUGAAAAUGUGGAAGAAAAUGCAGGAAAUGUUGAAGGCACUUUUGAUGCACAUGAAGUAAAAGCUGAUGAUGCUAAACCUAAUGCUGACGACAAGAUGACCAGUGCAGAUGAAAACCAAGCCGAAAUUGCUGAUGAAUUAACUGAAGAUACUUCUGGUACUGUGGCUGAAGAGAAGGAAGACGUUGAAGAGGAAAAGGAUGAAAUGGGAAAAGAAGAAAAUAUAAAUGCAGAAGAGGAAGUAAUUGAGGAGCAGAUUCCAAUCCAGAAACCUAAUCAUGCAAAAGCAGAAUAUGAAACUCAAGAUGCUGAAAAGUAUGAAGAUACCAAUAUAGAGCCAGAAGAGCUAAUCCAGGAGAUAGAAGAAAAGAAGUCUGUAGCAGAGACUGAGACAGUUGCAGAAACACAGAUGGGAAAUCAAGAAAGUGAGGAAAGGGUGGAAAGUCAGGCAGAUGAAGAUGAACAAGUGCAGAAUGCAGUUGAAUAUGAGAAGCCAGCUUCUAUUGUCGUUUUGAGCGAUGAUGCCCCUUCCAGUCCAGGACUGAGAGAAACCUCAGAGAAUGCCCUGAAGAUGAAUGGCACCAGCGACAUUCGAGAAAACGGUGCAGAGGAAGAUGAUACAGUAAGAGACCCAAAUAUCUUCAGAGAGACGAGAGAGAAGGAGGAGGUGCGCUUUGCUGAGAUGAACAAUGUCCGCCAGAAAUUUGAAACAGGAAAUGCGCGCUCAGAAGAACCUACUCCCCGUUCAUCCAUAUCUGUGCGGGACGAAUACGACCAGGGUGGAGAAUUUGAAAAUGAACCUGUCAGAAACCCUGACGUCAUACGGGAAUGUGAUCAUGCUGCAGAGGAACUCCCAGAGGUGGGAUCUGCAAAAAAUCUGGUCAACCGCUUCAAAUCCAUCCAAGAAGAGCAAGCCAAGCCAGUUUCAAGCGGAAAACGAAUUUCCCCACCCAGGACAGAUGAGAAGGUGGAAUAUGAAAGUCAGCCAACUGCUCACAUGGAGCAGUAUCAAGGUCAGAGCGAGGCAGGUGAGUUCGAAAGCCAACCGAAAGAAAUAGGUGAGGUUGUUCGGUCUGGGGAUGUGACAGAGGACUUUCAGCCAGAGAAAGGCUACGCAAAAAACAUAAUGAACAAAUUUAAGGAGAUUCAGUCAGAGACGAGUCAGCAUAAGUCGCCCAAUAAGAGAGAAAUCACUCCAGAUCGUUCCGGAAAAGUGGAGUAUGUGAGCGAGCCACGUGGACAAAAGAUAGUUAAUGAGGAAGCACGCACGGAUUCAGGCGUUUUUGAAAAUGUGCCAAAGGCGGAAGAAGAUGUGGUGAGGUCUGGUGAUAAAGUGGAAGAGCCCCUUCCCGAACAAGGUAUGGCCCAAAAUCUGGUGUCAAAGUUUAAGCAGAUGGAGGCAAGCAGUGGCUACAAAGCACCAUCAUCUCCAAAACGGGAGAUAACUCCCGAUCGGUCUGGCAAGGUUGAAUAUGUGAGUGAACCUAAAGGAUUCCUAGAAAAAUAUGAACCCCCUGUUGAAUCUGGGGAAUUCGAGAAUAAGCCAGUCAGUCGCCCAGAAGUUGUGAGGUCUGGAGAAGCCACCGAGGAAGUUCUGCCAGAAGUUGGUUCUGCAAAGAAAGCAAUGGAACGUUUCAAAGAAAUUCAGAAGCAGUCAACGUCUCCUGUUAGUUCCAAAAGCAAAGAAAUUACCCCGCCGCGAGAAACUAGCCCUGGAAAAACAGUAGCAGGAGUGGUGGAGAAUACUCCACAGUCGAGACCAGAUGUUGUGAGGUCUGGAGAUGCCAUACAAGAAGAGCUCCCUGCACAAGGGACAGCAAGGAAUAUACUCAAUAAGUUCAAAGAUAUUCAGGCCAGUGAGUCAAAGUCCACUUCCCCCGGACGCAAGCCGAAGGAAUUUACCCCUCCGCCAGAGUCUGGGGUAUAUGAAAAUACCCCCAAGAAACACCUAGAUGUUGAAGUACGUCAAUCUGAGAGUGGUGUAAUAGAAAACACGCCAGCAAGGUCUGCUGCGGAUGUUGCAAGGGAAAGAGAGAGCGCUAGUCCUGAAUCUGAGCUGCCUGAGCAAGGUUUAGCAAAGAACUUGGUCUCAAAAUGGAAGCAACUGGAGUCAUCAGCUAGUGCCAAAUCUCCAACAACUGCAUCUCCUAAGUUUAAAGAAUUCACCCCACCACGAGAUACCAGAGGGCCACUGAGCCCGAAAUCCCCUUCGGGCGUAGCCUCUAAUGGAGUGCACCCAAGUCAGCUUCCGGGACAGUACCAGCCGAUAGAGGCCCCUGGACUGUAUGAGAACGACCCGGAGCGGAAAGCUGACGUGUACCGUGAGUCAGAUACAGACUGGGAGGCAGGAAUGCCUGCAAAGAACACAACAGCGUCCAUGCUGGAGAAAUUCAAGACUAUUCAGCAGAAGGCUUCAGAGGAUGUGAAGUCUCCAACGACUCCUACUAAGAAGGAAAGCACACAUAUUCAAGAAGAAUUCGAGGACAAGACUAUGUUCCGAGUUGCACAAACUGAAAAGUGUUCAGCAUGCGAAAAAACAGUGUAUGCGAUGGAAAAACUAGAGAUGAACGGCCUUGUUUAUCAUAAGAACUGCUUCAAAUGUUCCCAUUGUAGCUCACGAUUAACGCCAAAAACGUUCAGCAUGAAUGAGGGGGUGAUAUACUGUGUGAACCACUUCAAGCAACUGUUUGCACGCAAAGGGAACUAUGACGAGGGAUUCGGCAGACAGCAGUAUAAGAAAGUAUGGGAAGAAAAAAAGAAAGAAGACGCUUCCGCCUAGAAAUUAGCUAGCUUCUCAUCAUUUCUUUGUUGAUUUAGUUUUUGUGUCCAUAUCCCUUUCCCACUCAGAAGCAAUGUGAAAAUAACUAAGCAACAAGCAUAAAACCAGAACAGCCUGUGCGUAACUUGCAGGCUAUUCAGGUUUUAUGCUGUUUGCUUAUAAUCAGUAUCUUACGAUUGGAAAUGAUAAUUUUUUUAACUUGAAUCUAUUAAGAAAGGCCUUUUAUAUUAUUGGAUUUUGUGAGGGACUGCGAACAAGUCAUUAAGUGUCUCUGAGCUGGAGAGGGUUAUGCGUUGUUAUGCAAUACCAAUAUAUAAUGAUACUCUAACAGGAUAAAAAGUUGUUAUGCAAUACCAAUAUAUAAUGAUACUCUAACAAGAUAAAAAGAUAACUUGAUAGUUUUAUUGGACAAAGUAGAAUGCUAAAUUAAUGGUACAUAUUGUUUUGAGUUCUUAACUGUUCGUCAGGAAUUUUGUCGUUCUGUUAUUUGUCAUAUUGAAAAUCAAAAUAUUUGGGUUAAAUAAUCCUAUAACUUUGACAAAACCCAUAAUACUUGAACAUUGUUGUAUUUCAUUUUUGAAAGGUAUUGCAAUAUUUUAUAAUAAUAAUAAUGGACAAUAAUCAAUUUACAUAACAUAUUUAAUCAUCCACCAGUAGAAAUGUGUGCACAUGACAGAAAAUGUUAACAUGUUUAUUGUAUAUAUGAAAGACAGUAUUUGUAGCCUUAUGUUGCCUUACUAAUUCCAGCAAUCAUCUCAUUGUGUAAAUACAUCAUAGCAUGCUUUACUGGAACAAGCUCACUGAUAGAACAUGUCUCCCAUCAAAGACAAUGAGUUUUUUUAAAUAGCUUAAAAAAAAUGUUAACAGUUUCAGUUUAUUUGCAAUCAUCACAAAAACAAGUUUAUGUGGAACGAUAAUGUAGUUGUUUGUGUCUAAGUAUUUUUAUGAGUGCGAUUGUAACAACAAAGUGAAUAGGAUACUUGGGUAAUAAGUUACUUAAAAUUCCAUACUGAAUAUAUUUAUAAAUGUCUAACUAAUUCCCUUACAUGAUGAUAUGAUGUAAACUCAUUUGUGACUUGAUGCCCUGUAUAAAGCUUUUAUGUAGCUCUUGUCUUAGGUAGGUUCAUGUUGUACAAGUUGCUUAUAAAAUUGCAUGGCUGUGUGAGUAGUAUGGAUGGUUAUUGACCUUGCAUAAUUGAUCUAUAAUUUGUGCACAUAUUUCUUCAAAAUUUUGAUAAACAUUACAGUCAGUUAUGAAUUUUCAUAUGGAUAAGUACCUUGAUUAAAGUGAAAGGCUAAAUUAAAAUGUGUGAAUUCAAAAAUGGUCAAAGUUGUGUUUGAAGUAAUAAUACAACAUCAAGCAAGUUUGUCUUCCAUCUUUCGAUUUGACUGGACAACCUUUUUUCGUUCUAAUGCACAAAUUAUUUGUGGACUACGAAUUAAUUGUUGGUUGCUUCAGACAAGCUGAUCUAUAUAUAUAGUGAUGAAAAAUGAGUUUAAGUACUGGAAGGAAAUGGUUUAGUACUUAACAGUCCAUUUUGUAAAACUUUGUGAGCAAGAAUUCAUCAUUUUGGAAAUAUUAAAAUAAAAAUAUUCAAGCUCAUAGAAACCAUAAACAAUAUUGUUAUUGUAGGAAGAAAGUUAUAAUAUUGUACAAAUUAUCAGUACAAAAAAAGAUAAAUACAAUAAUGUUUACUUUGGUUUCUCCAAGUAUAAAUACAGGUUUACAAGACCAGUAUGAUAAGUAAUAAGUGAUAUAACGGUUAGAUGGUCAUGCAUUUUGUAAUGGGAGAAUGUACUUUACUGAGUGUUUGUGUGACAUGAAUGUUGUUGGCAAUUUAUGUUUUAUUGUCACUUUGUUCAUUCAGCUACAUACUGUGCUAUAUGGCUUGAUUUCUCACUGUUUAUUUUGUUGUUUGCGUAGUUUAAGUAUUAUAAUUUAUGUAUCAUAUGUACCUUUAAUUUAUAUCUUUCUUUUCUUUGAUUAUUUUAUACUUUCAUUUAGUAUAAUAUGCAAUUUAAGUUCAUAUACUUGUAUGCUCCUUAUUUGCAUUACAAAUUGCUUGUUUUCUGAUACGUAUGAUCAAAAUAAUUAAAUUAAAUUGUGUAACGAAGUAUUUGUUCUUUUCUGUCACUAUUUAUUUUCCAAGUUUUAACUGCAAUUGAUAAAUGUUAUGAAAUUAUAAAACCAGGCAACUCUAUGGUAUCGAUCAAAGUUUGGUCAUUGAAGAUUCUAAAAGUAUUAAAAACCUCACAUGUUUCACAAUUGAAAAAAAGUUUUUUGUUUUUACAUAAACAUUUCUGACAUCUGUUACAUGUUGCACAGACAGAAUGUAGUCACUGUGAACCAUUUAUAAGUUCAAAUCAAUAUUUGAUUUCUUAACCAAGUGUAUUUUGUUAACUUUGUUAGAACUUUAAGAUCUAUUAAACAGCAAAUUUUUAUAAAUGUAAGAUGGCAAGUUUAUUGUAUACACCAAGUAUGUUUGUUUUGUAUGAUAUAUGUUAUGAUGUGAUGUGAAUAUUUUUCUACCACGCUGUAUGCUUAUAGCAACUGCAAUUUUCUAGAAACAAAUCAUAGACUUUGCAACUUUUGCAUAAAUAAACUGAACAAAGUACACAA
Messenger RNA from Dreissena polymorpha, 6552 nucleotides. RefSeq lists its product as uncharacterized. Gene Ontology annotation, molecular function: actin filament binding. Gene Ontology annotation, biological process: actin filament bundle assembly. NCBI's taxonomy places the organism in Eukaryota, Metazoa, Mollusca, Bivalvia, Myida, Dreissenidae. The record is from RefSeq and is a predicted model, not a curated record. Gene Ontology annotation, cellular component: plasma membrane; actin cytoskeleton.